UCGGUGAAGUCAGCGCCGAGUCCCAGAAAAACAGAGCGGGGCCAACAGCAGCGUGUAGUGCGAGUGGGGCAGGACGCGCGCCGGCGGCCCGCCCGCCCGGAGACCCGCAAGGAGUGGAAUUUGUUGGAGGAGUUUGUGAAACCUCUCUGCCCAGAGCUCCAGGACCAAUGCAUCUUUCCACCACCUUAAACCACUGAUUAUAGUCGUUUUGUGGAUUAUGAUAUGAAAUCGUUCUAAAUUUCGGGUACAUUUUGAAUUCUGUACGUUCUCAAACAUCCAGCUGAGGAAUAUUGAAGCUACUCGAGCAGUUCAGAGGCCUGGUUGCAGAGGACUUGUCCUGUCACCACCAUGAGCUCUGAAUGUGACGUCGGUGCUUCCAAAGCCGUGGUGAACGGGUUGGCCCCGGGCAGCAAUGGGCAAGACAAAGACACGGAUCCUACAAAAAUCUGCACUGGGAAAGGAGCGGUGACUCUCCGGGCCUCGUCCUCCUAUAGGGAAAUGCCGAGCGGAAGCCCUGUGAGCCCUCGAGAAGCCCCACAGCAUGCAGGGACACCAGUUCUGGAGUCAGAGAAUUCCUCAGCAGAUGAGUGGAGGCUUUCUUCCAAUGCCGAUGCCAAUGGAAACGCCCAGCCCUCUUCACUUGCUGCCAAGGGCUACAGAAGCGUGCAUCCCAGCCUUCCUUCCGACAAGCCCCAGGACUCAAGUCCCCCACUAAAUGAAGUCUCUUUGUCCCACGUUGGAACUGACUCCCAAACCUCUGCACCAGUCAGCAAGCCACCAUCUGCCUACCCCUCCACGACGAUCGUCAACCCCACCAUCGUGCUCCUGCAGCACAACCGAGAACAGCAGAAGCGACUCAGUAGCCUUUCAGAUCCUGUCUCGGAAAGAAGAGUGGGGGAGCAGGACUUGGCACCGACUCAGGAAAAGCCUAGCUCCCCGGGCAGGGCUCCUGAGAGGAAGGCAAAGGAUGACAGCAGGCGGGCAGCUAAGAGCGCUCAGGACCUGAGCGAUGUGUCCAUGGAUGAAGUGGGCAUCCCCCUCCGGAACACUGAGAGAUCAAAAGACUGGUACAAGACCAUGUUUAAACAGAUCCACAAACUGAACAGAGAUGAUGAUUCAGAUCUGUACUCUCCUCGAUAUUCCUUUUCUGAAGACACAAAAUCUCCCCUUUCUGUGCCUCGCUCAAAAAGUGAGAUGAACUACAUUGAUGGUGAGAAGGUAGUUAAGAGGUCGGCCACACUUCCCCUCCCGACCCGCUCUUCUUCGCUAAAAUCAAGCCCAGAGAGAAACGACUGGGAGCCCCCAGAUAAGAAAGUGGAUACAAGAAAAUACCGGGCAGAGCCCAAAAGCAUUUACGAAUAUCAGCCGGGCAAGUCCUCCGUUCUGACCAACGAAAAGAUGAGUCGGGAUAUAAGCCCAGAAGAGAUAGAUUUAAAGAAUGAACCUUGGUAUAAAUUCUUUUCGGAAUUGGAGUUUGGGAAACCGCCUCCCAAAAAGAUAUGGGAUUAUACUCCUGGAGACUGCUCUAUCCUUCCUAGAGAGGAUAGAAAGACUAACCUAGAAAAAGAUCUCAACCUCUGCCAAACAGAGUUAGAGGCAGACUUAGAAAAACCGGAGACGCUUAAUAAAGCACCCAGUGCAAACCUGUCACAGAGCUCUGCAGUCAGCCCCACUCCGGACAUUUCUUCAGAGCCUCCUGGAUAUAUAUAUUCUUCCAACUUCCACGCCGUGAAGAGGGAAUCAGAUGGGGCUCCUGGGGAUCUUGCUAGCUUGGAGAGCGAGAGGCAGAUUUACAAAAGCGUCUUGGAAGGAGGAGACAUCCCUCUCCAGGGCCUGAGCGGCCUCAAGCGGCCAUCCAGCUCAGCCUCCACUAAAGUGGAUCGUAAAGGUGGGAAUGCUCACAUGAUUUCUUCAUCUUCAGUUCAUAGCCGAACGGUUCACGGUAGCAAUGUGUUAGGCCCUGGGUGUAAGCACAAGAAACCCCUGUCCGCCGCGAAAGCCUGCAUUUCGGAAAUCCUUCCCUCCAAAUUCAAACCCAGGCUCUCUGCUCCCAGCGCUCUUCUGCAGGAUCAGAAGAGCGUUCUGUUGCCCACAGAAAAGGCUCAGAGCUGCGAGAACCUUUGUGUCUCGGUUUCUCUGAGUGAAUCCAAACGAGGCCUCCCCCUGCAAGUGGGGGGCAGCGUGGAGAACCUGCUGCUGCGCUCCCGGCGGGACUACGACAGCAGGUCGAGCAGCACCCUGAGCCUGCAGGAGUACAGCACCAGCGCCAGGAGGCCCUGCCCGCUGUCCAGGAAGGCCGGCAUGCAGUUCUCCAUGCUCUACCGGGACAUGCACCAGAUCAACCGGGCCGGCCUCUUCCUGGGGUCCGGCUCCUCCUCCAGCGUGCGGGAUCUCGCCUCCCACUUCGAGAGGAGCAGCCUGGUGCUGUCCAGGGGCGAGCUCGGCUCCAGCCAGGAGGGCUCGGAGCACAUCCCCAAGCACACAGUCUCCUCUCGCAUCACGGCUUUCGAGCAGCUGAUUCAGCGGUCCCGGUCCAUGCCGUCGCUGGACCUGUCCGGCCGGCUGAGCAAGUCCCCCACACCCGCGCUGAGCCGGAGCGGCCUGACCUCCGCCCGCUCGGCCGAGUCCCUCCUGGAGUCCACGAAGCUCCGGCCCAGGGAGGUGGACGGGAUGAACCCCGGGGGCGUCUACGCCUCCCCGACCUGCGGCAGGCUGGCGGACCCCGCCCUCGGCUUCCGGGGCCUCGGGCCUUCCGAGCCCCUCUCCGCCUGCUCGGACGAGCUGGACCGUUGUUCCAACGUGUCCAGUGACAGCCGGGAGGGCAGCAGCGGCAGCGUUCACGGAGACUUCCCCAAACACCGCCUCAGCAAGUGCAAGGGCACCUGCCCGGCCUCCUACACCCGCUUCACCACCAUCCGCCGGCACGAGCAGCAGCAGACCUCCAGGCGGCCCGACUGGCGCUCGGACCCCCGGGGCGACAAGGGCACGCUCCUCCGGAACAUCUACCUGAUGAGCCCACUCCCCUUCCGGUUGAAAAAGCCCCUCCCGCACCACCCCAGACAGCCUUGCCCCAGGGACUUCUCAAGCCAGAAGCCAGACCCCCCCAGGCAGCCCCAGCAGGACGAGCGCCCCUCCCAGGGGAAGCCUUUGGUUCCCAAACGCCUGUCUUCCCGGCACACCAUGGCCAGGCUGAGCCAGAUCUCAGAGCCCCCUGAGGAGAGACCCGCGGCCCCGGAGGCUGGCCCCAGGGCCUUUACUAAUGGGAACUCUGUGCUGUACCCAGACCACGGCCUGGACAGGAACAACAACCCCCACAGUGAACUGGGGACGUCCCUCGGAGAUUCAGAAUCACCAAGGCAUUUUAUACCGGCUGAUUACUUGGAAUCCACAGAAGAAUUCAUUCGAAGACGUCAUGAUGAUAAAGAGAAACUUUUAGCGGACCAGAGACGACUUAAGCGCGAGCAAGAAGAGGCCGAUAUUGCAGCUCGACGCCACACGGGCGUCAUUCCAACGCACCAUCAGUUUAUCACUAAUGAGCGCUUUGGGGACCUCCUCAAUAUAGACGAUACGGCAAAAAGGAAAUCUGGGUCAGAGAUGAGACCUGCCAGAGCCAAGUAUGACUUUAAAGCUCAGACACUAAAGGAGCUUCCGCUGCAGAAGGGAGACAUCGUUUACAUCUGUAAGCAGAUCGAUCAGAACUGGUACGAAGGAGAGCACCAUGGCCGGGUGGGGAUCUUCCCACGCACCUACAUUGAGCUUCUCCCUCCCGCCGAGAAGGCUCAGCCCAAAAAGCUGACACCAGUGCAAAUCCUGGAAUACGGCGAAGCUGUCGCUAAGUUUAACUUUAACGGUGACACGCAAGUAGAAAUGUCCUUCAGAAAGGGCGAGAGGAUCACACUGCUUCGACAGGUGGACGAGAACUGGUACGAAGGGAGGAUCCCGGGGACGUCCCGGCAAGGCAUCUUCCCCAUCACCUAUGUGGACGUGAUCAAACGGCCACUGGUGAAAAACCCCGUGGAUUACAUCGACCUGCCUUUCUCCUCCUCCCCAAGCCGCAGUGCCACUGCAAGCCCUCAGUUUCCUGGUCCUAGCAAGCUCAUCACGCCAGCCCCCUCAUCUCUGCCCCACGCUCACCGAGCCCUAUCCCCUGAGAUGCAGGCUGUCACCUCUGAGUGGAUCUCACUGACUGUAGGGGUCCCGGGCAGGCGCCCUCUGGCCCUGACCCCACCCUUGCCUCCUCUGCCCGAGGCUUCAGUCUACAGCACUGACCCCCUGGCCUGGUUGGCGAGGCCCAGCCCCUCCCUGUCCCUCAACCUCCCCUAUUCAAGCUGGUCAGACCGGUCCACCCCACACUCGGCAGUCUCCCCACUGGCCCUGCCUCCUCCACACAAAGCCUGUUCCCUGGUGCCUGGUGCCCAGGGCUCCCUCCAUGUCAACGGAGACAGUGGUACCCAUGUGUCACCUCUGGGGCUCCACCAGGAUAGCUUCUCCCAGCCGCAGCCUGGGAGUUCUGACAGGGUCAUCUCGGAGCUUAGUGACGCCUUUAGCAGCCAGGGUAAGCAGCAGCCGUGGCGAGAAGAAAGAGGACCACAUGAGAGGAAAACAGAGAGGGAGGCAGGUGAGACAUGCCCAGGUGGACCCGCCAUCUCUAAGAAGAGCUGCCUGAGACCUUCAGACGUGGUCCGGUGCCUGAGCACCGAACAGAGACUCGCAGAGCUCCACAGCCCCGAGGAGAGCCGGCCCCGCCAGGCCCUGGGUAGCCCUUUCCCGGGAAGGGAGGCCAAGCACACAGAGCUGCAUAGAGGUGGCGAGCAGGCCGAGAGGAAGGCCGCUCGGACUGGUGCGAGCCAGCAACCUCAAGCCCAGCAGCGAAGAGUCACCCCAGACAGGAGUCAAACCUCCCAGGAUUUACUUAGCUACCAAGCACUGUAUAGCUAUAUUCCACAGAACGAUGACGAAUUGGAGCUCCGAGAUGGAGAUAUUGUUGACGUCAUGGAGAAGUGUGACGACGGGUGGUUUGUUGGUACUUCAAGAAGGACAAGGCAGUUUGGUACUUUCCCAGGAAACUACGUAAAGCCUUUGUAUCUAUAAGAAGACUGAAAACCACGGAGAUGAUUUUUAUUGAUGGAUGAAGCAUAAUUCAUGAACUGGUCUCUUUAUUUAAAUGUCAAAUCAGUAGGAAAACUAAUGCAGUGGAUAAAGUAAGAAGCAAAAGAAAGGACAGAGAAGUGUGGUGUUUAAACCCUGAGCCUGUCUGAGCUUACUGCAUAUCAGACAGGGCUGAACCAUGCAAAAAAGGAAUGACGCAAAUCUGUAUUUACUUAGCUGCUGCUGGGAGCCACUCCAGCCCUGCCCUGCCCUCCCCGGCUUAGGUAUCUGACCUGCAGCUCAGUCCAGGAGCAGCGAGGUCUGACCCAGGCUUGCCCAGCUUUGGCUCAAAAGGGCCGUUUAGCCUGCAGGACCCUCGGAACGCCUGGCAGGCCCCCAGCCACUCUCCAAGGCUCCACACAGACUCCUCCAUCACCCCACAGUCCACUGAUCCCCCAGCAUGGCUAGAGAUCAGACAGGGCUGGAGGGGCACUCCCUAGGCAGUCCCCCACUACCCCAGACCACGUCCCUCACUGGGGGGAUGUGGGGAAACGGGGUGAAAGUUGGCACCGUGCUUUUUGCCUGCAUACAGCCUUGCCAUGGAUGCCCCUGCUUUUCAGACAAAAAAAAGCACACAAGGCUUGCCCAUGGAGCAGGGUGGCCAGGCAGAUGGGUAAAUUUGUAUUUCCAGGUGAUUAAAACAAGCCCUGUAGCUCUUGAGGGCCUUUGCAGUGGCUCCUUUUCUGUAUCACUGGCUUUUAUAGGUUUAUUUACCAGAAUGCCAUUGCUACCCUUCCGUUUCUAGGUUGUUUUUGGCCAGGACAGUUUAGGGUUGAUAGACAUGUUCUCACAGAGAACCAAGGCUGGUGUUCGGUGAGUCAUUGAGCAUGGACCCCGAUGUACACUGGGCGCCGGUGCUCCCAGCCUUGGACGAGGUUCACCGUGUCUCCAUUUUCACUCCCUGUAGGAGUCCAAGGGCCACUCCAAAUGUGGUGACCCACCCAGGGCUGUGACUCCUGAUGCACCCUGGGAGGCUCCUCUGCAGAGCGGAAGGUGCAGGCGCAGUGACCCUCAGUGUGAGGCAGCAAGUCUGCGUCUCCCAGAGGUCUGUCCUUCGUGGGGCCAGAGCCGAGCAGGGAGCCGCUAUGAUGCCCGCGGUGUUCGGUCACAACUGUAUCCAAUUCAAGGAUGUUUAUCAGCCUCUCUGUUGGAUGCCUUGGAGACAAAGAUAGAAAUGAGCCAUCCCCUGCCUCCCGGGAACUCAGUGGUGAUUGGGGAGAUGGACACACAAAAAUACUCAAUCAAGAGAGACUGUGAUAUGUGCUAAGAAGGGUGUGAGAGGAAGAGUUGAAUUUUCCCUGAAGGGAUCUUAGAAAGCAUUGUCUUAUUUCUGUCUCGAUUUGCUCACUUUUUGAACAACUCGGGUACUGGAGGAAGCUUUGUCCGUGGGUAGUUUAUGGCUGGAAAUAUUUGGCACUGUCUCCACGGUCUUCAGCCUCUCAUCCUUCCCACAAAUACACAUCCAAGGUCACAGACAGUAGCAAUUCCAGCUCAGUAAGGUGUGUACAGAGACCCCGGCACUCUGCAUAGAGCCCAGAAUUGUCCCAGGACCAAUGUCCCAAAUUCUGGAGUCUUUAUAAAUUAUAAGGAGGCAGAGUUUGUCUUCAGGGCCUCUGCCUCCAGUGUUCAUCUUAGGAUGCCAUUAGCUGCCCACCCCGCCACAUCAGGCAGCCACAGUAUCCUCCCUUUCUCUCCCUGGCCUUUCAAAUGCUGCUCUCAGGAAAGCAACUGGCCACUAAUACCUUCACACUAAAGUGUAAAUGACUGAUAAGAGGAAUGUGUUACCACCUUCCAGAGACAUUUGUUUUUAACUAGCACAGAGCAGAGCCUUAAUCCCAAGGGAAAAGGCUGUGGAACUAAUUCAUGGUGGAAGUGGGGCUGGGGGUGCAGGUGGGGUGGAUGAGCUUCCUGGGGCGAAGUGACUUCUUUAAGGCUCAUUGCUUUGGAAGGUCCACCUCACCAUCUAAGGGCACUAUGUUUGUCUCUCCUCUCCACCCAGGGAAUACAGUCCAAGUGCACACGCACAUGCAUUUUGCACAGCAGCAUUUCACCCAUUUUGGAACGUAAUUCUUAUAUUGGCUAAUGUGUUUCCUGGUCUUUCUUAGAUGCAAAUCAUUAAUAACAUGAUCUUGUAAGUUUUUUGAGGGGUGCUUACAAAGUAGAUAAUUUUGAACACCUCUUUAAAUACAGCUAGAAUAUAAACCAAUUUGUAAAGCCACAUUUGCAUAUGAUGCCAGCCUCACAACUUUGUAUAUCUCCAGCCUCCCAGGUUUGCCUCACCCGAUUUGCCCGUUGUUGAUACACAUGUUAAAAUUUGCAUCAAACUUCAGCUUCCUGACAAAACAAGGAACAAAGGGUUCCAAUUGCUCCUUUGUCUUCAGACAUUUAGUAAUACAAAAUACCUAUUUUUAUGCUGAGAUAUUUAUACAGGUUUAUUAAUGCAAGUGCAACUAACUGGCGGCAUGCCCUGCAACACGUUUUGAUAGAUUAGCCAUGCUUCUGGGUUAAGGCAAGCCGCAAACUACACAUCUUUUGCAGUCUCUACUGAGAUCAGUACAUGGAAAAAAAUAUCAUAUGCUUAAGAAGUGGGACUGUAAAUAUGUAUAUUUAACUUUGUAUAGCCCAUGUACCUACUUUGUAUAGAAAAAUAAUUUUAAAAAUUUGAACUGAAGGGGGGUAAAAUAAGGAAGUCAUGAAGUUUUUUGCAUUUGUAUUUAAAUGAAGGAAUUCCAAAUAACUUACCUGCAGAUUUUUAGCACAAAAAAUAGCCAUUGUAAAGUGUAAUUUUAAAUCAUUCUGAGACAGAAGGUAACUGUUCUCAGUUAUAGUGGUUUUUUGUUUUUAAUUUCUUUUUUUUUUUUUUUU
Messenger RNA from Camelus dromedarius (Arabian camel), 8013 nucleotides. RefSeq names its product sorbin and SH3 domain containing 1 (gene SORBS1). Gene Ontology annotation, biological process: cell-substrate adhesion. Lineage: Eukaryota; Metazoa; Chordata; Mammalia; Artiodactyla; Camelidae. The transcript is spliced from 31 exons. The record is from RefSeq and is a predicted model, not a curated record. Bases 349 to 5091 code for a protein of 1580 amino acids. Gene Ontology annotation, molecular function: protein binding. Gene Ontology annotation, cellular component: cell-substrate junction; cytoplasm; nucleus.